Vitrella brassicaformis is the source of this 1413-nucleotide messenger RNA. NCBI's taxonomy places the organism in Eukaryota, Vitrellaceae. The record is from the annotation of a GenBank genome assembly.
UUUCCCUUUCAUCGCCUGGCGUCAUGGAUGAGGCGGCCUUCAACAAGGAGCGGUCCCUGCUGCGGACCAAACACGCCAAUGAGCUCAAGGAGCUCGAGAAGGACGUCAAGAAGAAAAAGGCAGGGCACAUCACAAGGAUGAGACGAAUUGACGAGAUCUCCAGCUUACAUUUGAUUGACUGACUGCGCCGGUGUAUUGUGUGUCAUCGUGCAGGGUGCGAUGAAGGAGGCGGCUCAGAAGAAGCUCGAGGAUGCCGAGGAGCGUCACGCAAAGGAGCUCGCCGAGUUCGACAAACAGAGAGGCGGUGGCGGCGGCAAACCAUCCGCAGCAUCAGCAUCAGCAUCAUCAUCAUCAUCAUCGAAGGACCAACCCAAGAACGGCACGGCCUCCAGCAGCUCGUCUUCGGCCGCCCUGGCCAUGAAGGUGUUCCCCGACGCCAACUGGUCGGGGCUGUCGAACAGCGAGCUGCAGGCGGCGUGUGAGGAGCGGGGCAUCAGCAAGAAGGGCAAGAAGGAGGACCUCAUCAGCCGACUCAUGCAAUUCCACCAGAGCCAGGCCGCACGGCUCAGGGAACAGGAGGGCGGCGGCCAGGGGCAGCAGCAGCAGCAGCAGGCCAGCAGGGCGGCAGGGGGUGACGAGAAUGGCGGGAUGGACAAGGAUGACGACGACGACGACCCCAAGAGCCAGGCUGAGAUCGAGGAGAGCGAACGGCAGUACAAGAGAGAGCUGGUCAGGCAGAGAGGGAGGGAGGGAGGGGGAAGAGAGAACACCUGCAUCCAUCACACACCCAUCAACAUACCUGUCUGCUGUGUUUGUGUGUGUGUGUGUGUGUGCAGGUGAUGCGCAAGGCGCUUCGUGCGGUGCUCAACAAGCAUGCGCAGAAGCUGGCGGCCGAUGGCGUCACCGAGGACCCCGGCAUCCCCAUCGACGAGCUCUGCGAGCGGUUCGCGGCCAUCAAGGUCCGCAACUUCCGACCCGAGCUGCUGGGCUACACGACAGUGGAGGAGUUCGUCGACAGCCAGCCGGACGGUUUGGUGUUUUACGACAAGAAGGCCAAGCGCCUCUACCCACCUGAGGAGGGAGACGAUGACGACGAGGACGAUGACGACUGAGUCGGCCGCUGGCCAGCCCUGUGUGGGUGUGAAUAGGUGUGAGCGAGGUUGUGGCGUGUGUGCGGUUUGCACGGUUACUUCAGACUGUGAGUGAAGGUUUUGUGUGUGCGUCGUGUGCGUCGAGUGAGUGCUGGCUGCAUCCAUCAGCUUAUGUAAGUCAUGUAUCUCAGACUCAUAUACGAGCAGAGCAGUGUCAGUGCCAGCACUCUGUGUGUGCCGUGACGUGGCGUCAUGUGAGUGAAGAAGGCACAUCUGCAUGUCUGAGACCACUUGUGCUGACUUCAAUCAAUUUCAUUCUUCA